AUGACUGAAGUUGUUUUCAGACACCAUGGAAACCUUACCGGCCGUGCUCACCCACACCCAACACUGGCUGCAGAAGCAACAACUGCAGAUAAGUAUUCUAACUUGUAUAUGUAUGUGGGGCUGUUCCUGACCCUGCUAGCCAUCUUGCUCAUUCUUCUUUUCACGAUGCUCCUCCGCUUAAAGCAUGUUAUCUCUCCCAUCACCACAACUCCAGUGAGUACUGAGAACAUCCAGCAGUUCACGGAUGUGGAAAUGCAUACCAGGAUUCCCAGCCCUUAAAAAAUGGGAAAGAACUGGCUGCCCAGAAAGAACAUGUGAAGAUGCAUCUUUUUGUUCAUUGGUUGAAAUGUGGGAACAGCGUCCUCUGCUGGCCCAGCUGAAAACGGUCCAGGCAAGGGGAGGCAACACAGGACAGCUGAAGGAUGCAAGCCUGGAAUGGACAAGGGCAGGACCUUGGGUGACCAUUAUAGAGGCAUAUGAUAGACACUGGUUUGUAGAUUCAGGACCAAGGUGACCGACCAAAGAAUACAUUCCUUAAUCCAGCUCUGGCCCAAAGCAAUUUACAGCUUUUCAUAGUCUGGUUUAGGAGAUUUAUUUUAGCAGCUCUGCCUCUUAAAGGGCUG
Candoia aspera is the source of this 623-nucleotide messenger RNA. It is a transcript of the gene SERTM2, whose product is annotated as serine rich and transmembrane domain containing 2. The record is from RefSeq and is a predicted model, not a curated record. Gene Ontology annotation, cellular component: intracellular membrane-bounded organelle. The transcript has a single exon. Bases 1 to 279 code for a protein of 92 amino acids. Lineage: Eukaryota; Metazoa; Chordata; Lepidosauria; Squamata; Candoiidae.